CCCACAGCCAGCGACAAUCAGCAGAUACAGGUCAAGCCGUCCAGUCGCAAACAUGGUGUCCGCUGCUGUGCUGGUCCUCCUCACGCUGGGCUGUGUGUGUGGAGAAGCUGCUGCAGACAGAAAGCUGGCCUAUGUGACCGUGUUGUUUCGACACGGUGACAGAUCGCCGGUCAAGGCUUAUCCUACUGACCCCUACCAGGAGAGCGACUGGCCACAAGGCUUUGGGCAGCUGUCACAGGAGGGGAUGAGGCAGCACUUUGACCUGGGCCAGUUUCUGAGGAAUCGAUACAAAGGUUUCCUCAGCGAGUCCUACAACCGGCACGAGAUCCUAGUUCGCAGCACCGACUACGAUCGCACCCUGAUGAGUGCCGAAGCCAACCUCGCAGGUCUGUACCCCCCCAGCGGUGCGCAGGUCUUCACGCCGUCCCUGAAGUGGCAGCCGAUACCAGUGCACACGGUGCCGGAGAGCCAGGAGAGGCUUCUCUCGUUUCCUUUGAGCGACUGUCCUCGCUACAAACAGCUGAUGAAUGAAACCGAGCACACGGAGGAGUUUCUUAACGUCACCGCAACAUACAAGGACACCAUAGAUCUGGUGAGGACCAAAACGGGACUGAACAAGACGAACGUGGAGUCGGUGUGGAGCGUUUACGACACACUCUUCUGUGAGUCCCGUCACAACAUGUCCGCUCCCGACUGGGUCACUCCGGACGUCAUGAACAAGCUCCGGGAGCUCAAAGACUUUGGGUUUCAGGUGUUGUUCGGGGUCUACAACCAACAGGAGAAGAGCCGGCUGCAGGGAGGUCUGCUGCUGGGUGAAAUAGUGAAGAAUCUUUCCAAGAUGGCCGUCCCAGACCCGACACAGAAACUCAAAUUGAUGAUGCUCUCGGCGCAUGACACCACUGUAGCUGCUCUGCAGGCCAGCUUGAAUGUGUUCAAUGGAGUUCAGCCGCCAUACACCUCCUGUCACAUGUUUGAGCUGUACCAAGAAGAAAACGGCUCUGCUUCAGUACAGAUGUUUUACCGGAACGACAGCACCGUGGAUCCGUACCCCAUCCAGUUACCAGGCUGCUCCCUCAACUGUCCACUGGAUGAGUUUGUUAAAAUUGCGAAGCUGUCCAUCUCAGACGACAGAGACAAAGAGUGCCAGGUGCCUUCAGAAGGAAGAGAUAAAGAGAUCAUCAUCAGCCUGGCCCUGUCCGGCUGCCUGCUCCUCCUCCUCAUCGCCCUCCUCCUCGGCGUGAUUUGUUGGCAGAAGCAGCCAGCCAGCAGCCGCGGAUACCACCAUGUGAUCAACCAGGAAGUGGGAGAGGAAUCCUGACAGAAACACAGACUUCUCCCUCGGAGAUCUACGAGCCUCACGUCUUGGGACAGCAGCGAUGACGAUGAACUUUGACCUCACCAGAGAGUCAACAUGGGAGACUGUCGUGAUUUUAGAUGCAUUGGGUUAACAGUGGGGGACGUUCUUGGUUGUGACAUUACAAUUUCUUGAAAAACCAAA
Stegastes partitus (bicolor damselfish) is the source of this 1498-nucleotide messenger RNA. It is a transcript of the gene acp2, whose product is annotated as acid phosphatase 2, lysosomal. The transcript has 13 exons. Gene Ontology annotation, molecular function: acid phosphatase activity. The coding region runs from base 53 to 1318 and encodes 421 amino acids. Gene Ontology annotation, cellular component: lysosome. Gene Ontology annotation, biological process: dephosphorylation; lysosome organization. The record is from RefSeq and is a predicted model, not a curated record. NCBI's taxonomy places the organism in Eukaryota, Metazoa, Chordata, Actinopteri, Pomacentridae.